Molecule: messenger RNA, 1866 nt
Organism: Hansenula ciferrii
Lineage: Eukaryota; Fungi; Ascomycota; Saccharomycetes; Phaffomycetales; Wickerhamomycetaceae
Gene: GRC3
Product: polynucleotide 5'-hydroxyl-kinase
Exons: 1
Coding region: 1-1866 (621 amino acids)
Biological process (GO): cleavage in ITS2 between 5.8S rRNA and LSU-rRNA of tricistronic rRNA transcript (SSU-rRNA, 5.8S rRNA, LSU-rRNA)
Cellular component (GO): nucleus
Molecular function (GO): polynucleotide 5'-hydroxyl-kinase activity
Source: RefSeq, a predicted model, not a curated record
AUGGAUAAUGAUAUACCAAUAUAUGAAGUAAAUUCAUCAGAUGAAGAUAUAAUUGAUGAAGAACAAGAUCAAAUACCCAGUACUCCAUUAGAAACACCAUUCAUAAGGUCUUUACAAACAACUCCAAUACCAGGGUUCCAACCACCACAACCACAACAACAAUCAAAAUAUCUAUGUUCAAAUUUUAUACCAAAUGAUGAUAAUACAAUAUUUGGUAAUGACUAUGUAAUAUUUGGUUUGAAAAAUAAUCAAAAUUUAAUUAUAAAAGGUCAAUUUAAAUUACAAAUACAAAGAGGUGCUAUCAAGAUUGAUCACUUGGUGUAUCAUUCAUCACCAAAAUCAUUCAAUUUCAUAAAUUCAAAUGCAAAUUCUUUACCAUUAAUAUCUGCAACUCAAGUUCUUGAUAGAUCAAAAGUUUCUGAUGAAUUAAAUGAAGAAAAUAAACAUUUAUUUACAUCAGAUUAUAAAUCAGUCAUCAAGAUAACUAAUUUCAAGACUGGAUUAGAAAACAUUGGUACUAUUUGUCCAAUUUUAAAAAAUUUAAUUUGGAAUUUUAAUAAUUUAUCAAAUGAUGAUUUGAAAACUUAUAAUGAUUUUGAAAUUGCAUUCCAUGAUUAUUCAUUCUUCCCAAUAAUAAAACCUGAUAAUACAAUAACAAUAACAAAUCAUAAAAAUUGGACUGAAACUUUAGAAAACUUAUCAAAUUUACAUGCAAAAGGUUCAAUUUUAAAAAUUUUAAUCAUUGGUAGUAAAAAUUCAGGUAAAUCAACAUUAUUAAGAUUAUUAUUACAAAAUUUCCUUCAGGUUAAUAAUGAAACACCAGUUAAUUAUCUUGAUUUAGAUCCUGGUCAAUGUGAAUUUUCAAAACCUGAUUCAAUAUCAUUAAAUAAAUUUGAAAUCCCACAAAUGGGGAAUCAUUUAUCAAUAACAUCACCUCAAUGUCAAUUUAAUCAUUAUAUAGGAUUUGGGUCCCCUAAGGAUCAACCAACCCGUUAUAAUGCAUUAGUUAGGGAUUUGAUUAAUAAAUAUAAUAAAGAUGGUGGUAUUAAAAAUGAAAGUUUGUUAAUUAAUACACCUGGUUGGAUUAAAGGUUAUGGAACUACAUUAACCAAUAGUCUUAUUGAACAAUUAGAACCAACUCAUAUUAUUUAUUUGAAUAAUGGAAGUGCACCUGAUUUAGAUGAUUUGAAAAUUGAUGAAACUAAAACUGAAUUAAUACCAUUAUUAGGGAAUUAUAUAAAUAAUUCAAAUGUUUCAAGUGUUUCAAAAUAUUCAUCAUCACAAUUAAGACUUUUCAAAACUUUAGCAUAUUUACAUAAAUCCCAGGAUUUCAAAUUUGAUUUCACACCAUUACUUUUCAAACCACCUUUACAAAUAAGUUAUGGUAAAUCUGGGAUAAAAGGUGUUUCUAUCUUAGGGUUGAAUGAUAUACAUCCAAAUGAUUUAAAAGAUUGUUUAGAAGGUACUAUAGUGGCAUUACAUACCAUUGAUUAUGAAGUCUUGAAUAAUGUUUCCAAGACUAAUAAUGAUAACUUGCCUAUACUAAAUUCUAAAAAUUUGUUGAAUAAUUCUUCAUCAGAUUCAUUAUUUUUCAAAUCAUUAGUAUUAAUUCAUUCAAUUAAUGAAAAGGAAAAAUUGAUUAAUUUAUAUAUACCAAGUUUUGAAAAAAUAGAUAAAAAGGAUAAUGAAGAAUUCAUAUUAAUUAGAGGUAGAACAGAAACACCAAUUUGGGAACUAGCAUCAAAUCAAAUUCAAAAAGAAUUUAAAAAGGAAACAAAUUUACCAUUUGUUACAUUUGAUAAAACUUCUAUUCAUGAUAAAGUAUGGAAAGUUAGAAAAAAUGUUCAAAGAAGAGGUCAACAAUAG